CGCCACAAUUUUCCUUUUUAUACAGUAUGUCUAGUUCAAGAGAAGACAGAGGAUAUCAGCAGUGUAUGCAUGUUUUUGAAUGAUUUUUUUUAUAAAACAUAUCCAUCUUCAUUAUUCUUUUUGCCUGACAUUGUUUAUAUAAAGAUGACGAUACUGGAUACCAUCGUGGUUAUGGAGGAAGAAGUGAUAAUCGAUACAGACCUACCGUUAAUGAAAAUGGUAUGCAGACCAUUGAAGACACUGUCUAUAUUACCAAUUUGCCUCAAGAUGUGACAGAAGAGAAAUUAGCUGCUCAUUUUGGUUCGAUUGGUAUCAUCAAAACAGACAAAAAGUUAAGAAAACCCAAGAUCUGGAUCUAUCUGGACAAGGCAACCAAUAUGCCUAAAGGUGAUGCUACCUUGACUUAUGAUGAUCCACCUUCUGCUGAUGCUGCUAUUGAGUGGUUUGGAGGUAAAGAAUUUAUGGGCAAUAUUAUUCAAGUAUCCAAGGCAGAAAGAAAGAUCAAUAUGCCAGCUGAACGAGGUAACCAUGGUUACCGUAGCAACAACAACAACAACAACAGCAACAACAGCAGCAACA
Gilbertella persicaria is the source of this 579-nucleotide messenger RNA. RefSeq lists its product as uncharacterized. The transcript is spliced from 5 exons. The annotation marks the transcript as partial. Gene Ontology annotation, cellular component: nucleus. Gene Ontology annotation, biological process: regulation of DNA-templated transcription. The record is from RefSeq and is a predicted model, not a curated record. Gene Ontology annotation, molecular function: RNA binding; transcription coregulator activity. NCBI's taxonomy places the organism in Eukaryota, Fungi, Mucoromycota, Mucoromycetes, Mucorales, Choanephoraceae.